Molecule: messenger RNA, 1392 nt
Organism: Colius striatus (speckled mousebird)
Lineage: Eukaryota; Metazoa; Chordata; Aves; Coliiformes; Coliidae
Gene: INSM2
Product: INSM transcriptional repressor 2
Exons: 1
Coding region: 1-1392 (463 amino acids)
Biological process (GO): regulation of cell cycle process; negative regulation of transcription by RNA polymerase II; neuron differentiation
Cellular component (GO): transcription repressor complex; nucleus
Molecular function (GO): DNA-binding transcription repressor activity, RNA polymerase II-specific; RNA polymerase II cis-regulatory region sequence-specific DNA binding
Source: RefSeq, a predicted model, not a curated record
AUGCCGCGCGGCUUUCUCGUCAAGCGCAGCCGGCGCCCCGGCGGCUCCUACCGGGCGCGCCCGCGGGAGCAGGACCCGGACCAGGACCAUGCCCCGCCGCCCGCCCCACCGCCGCCCCUGCCGCCUGCCGACAGGGGUAGUCCUGCUGCCAGGCAGGGGGCGGAGGAGGAGGAAGGCGAGGAAGAAGAGGGCACCGCCGCCACCGCUGCCUGUCCCGCGACGUGGCCCCCCGGCGGCGGCAGCGGCCCUGGGCUCGCCCCGCCGGAGGGGCCGUCCGCCUGGGGGGCGGCGGGGCCCUGCAGCGCCGCGGGGCCGCGGGCGGCUCUCUUCGAGCGGUGCCUCAGCUCCCCCGCCUCCGCCGAGUCCUUUCCCCUGGCUGCCUCCUUCCCGCCCGCCGAGAAGCUGCUGCUGCAGCCCCGCACGCCGCUGCCCGCCCCGCCGCCGCCACCGCCUGUGCCCGCGCUGAAGCGGCCGUCGCGGGCCAAGGCGCCGGCCAAGAAGGCGAAGGCCACGCGGAAGCUGAGCUUUGCCGACGAGGUGACCACCUCUCCCGUGCUGGGGCUGCGCAUCAAAGAGGAGGGGCCCGACGGCCGGCCGAGGUCGGGACCGCCGGCGGGGCGCACGCCGCUGGGCGAGUUCAUCUGCCAGCUGUGCAAGGAGCAGUACGCGGACCCGCUGGCGCUGGCGCAGCACCGCUGCUCUCGCAUCGUGCGCGUCGAGUACCGCUGCCCCGAGUGCCACAAGAUCUUCAGCUGCCCCGCCAACCUGGCCUCGCACCGGCGCUGGCACAAGCCGCGGCCCGUCCCCAGCGCCGACGGCUCGGCAGCCGCCGCCGCCGCCCCGCCGGGCAAGGAGAACAGCCCCGAGCGGCGGUCCCGCGCCCCCGCCGCGGCACAGCCGCAGCCGCCGCCCCGUCAGCACCGCGGCGGCGCGGACAGCGCCAGCGGUGCCCCGCUUCCCCCCGGCCCCGCCGCCGCCAGCCCCGGCGGGGAAGCCUUCGCCUGCCCCUGCUGCCAGAAGCGGUUCCGGCGGCAGGCUUACCUUCGCAAGCACCUGGGCACCCACGGGCCCGCGCGGCCCGCUGCCUACGUCCCGCCGGAGCACGGGCAGCUCGCCUUCGCUUGCCACCUCUGCGGCGCCCGCUUCCCCUCGGCGGACAUCAGGGACAAGCACCGGCUGUGGCACGCCGUGCGGGAGGAGCUGCUGCUGCCGCCGCCGGCCGGGCCCCCCGAGGGCGGCGCGGCAGGCGGCGAGCGGCAGGGCUUCCCCUGCAAGCAGUGCCCCGCUACUUUCUUCAGCGCGCCCGGGCUGGCGCGGCACGCCAGCAAGUGCCAUCCGCCCGAGAGUCGGCAGGUCCUGCUGCUCCAGGUGCCCGUCCGGCCCGGCUGCUAG